Messenger RNA from Megalops cyprinoides (Indo-Pacific tarpon), 7097 nucleotides. Its product is annotated as protein TANC2-like. The transcript has 26 exons. Lineage: Eukaryota; Metazoa; Chordata; Actinopteri; Elopiformes; Megalopidae. Bases 274 to 6285 code for a protein of 2003 amino acids. Gene Ontology annotation, cellular component: dendritic spine. Gene Ontology annotation, biological process: regulation of dendritic spine morphogenesis. Gene Ontology annotation, molecular function: protein binding. The record is from RefSeq and is a predicted model, not a curated record.
CUCUCUCUCUCUCUCUCUCUCUUUACCAGUCCGUUCUGCUCUGGUUGUUUGUUGCUCCUCUUCCCCUCUAUUCCACUCUCCUCUCCCAUCGUCCUCACCCUUAUUUAACCGUCUCCCUCCGGCCGGGCACCCUCCUACCAUGGUGCAGGAUUUUAACAGCUGGGGAAGGCGAGACGAUCCACACGUUCAGCAGACAGAGGUGGCAGCUCCACAGACAGCGACUGUGCCUUCGAGGGAGACUACACUGUGCCCCCGCUCCCGGUGACAGAAGGCAUGCAGCACAUCCGCAUCAUGGAGGGCGUGUCCCGCUCGCUGCCCUCCUCCCCGCUGCUCACGCACCAGGCCAUCAGCAUGCGGCUGCAGCCAAUGAAGAGGCUCACAGCCCCCCUGCGGAAAGCAAAGUUUGUGGAGGGCCCUCGCAUUCCAGACUCGGAGCUUGGCUCCCCCACACACACCUCUUCCCCUGCCAAGAACCCCAACCUGGAUACGUUCUGUCCUGGGGAGCCCAACCAGGAGCUGGGCCCCCCUCCGUCGGUGGACGAGGCGGCCAACACCCUGAUGACGCGGCUGGGCUUCCUGCUGGGCGAGAAAGUGAGCGAGGGGCCGCCUGGAGCACAGUACAGCAUGGAGGAGCAGGACGACAGCCAGGGUCUGUCGGUGACCCAGAGGAUCAGCCCCUGCUCCACUCUGACCAGCAGCACCGCCUCCCCCCCAGCCGGCAGUCCCUGCUCCACCCUGCCCCCCGCCCCCCCAGGGAACUCUGGGAACCGGGACUGCACCUACGGCUCCGUCACCAGCCCCACCUCCACGCUGGAGAGCAGGGACAGCGGCAUCAUCGCCACGCUUACCAGCUACUCGGAGAACGUGGAGCGGGGGGGAAAGUACGGUGAGGGCUCGCGGGGGAACCUGAAGCUCUGGCAGUCCCAGAAGUCGGGCAUGGACUCCUACCUGUACCGCGUAGACGAGAACAUGACUGCCUCCACCUACAGCCUCAACAAGAUCCCCGAGAGGAACCUGGAGACUAUCUCCUCCCACUCCGUCCACUCCAUCCCCCUCUACCUCAUGCCCCGCCCCAACUCUGUGGCAGCCACCAGCUCGGCUCACCUGGAGGACCUGGCCUACCUGGAUGAGCAGAGGCACACCCCGCUGCGCACCUCCCUGCGGAUGCCCCGGCAGGCCAUGGGGGCCGGGCGCUCCGGGCAGGACCUGAGAGCUUCCGCUAACAUCCAUGCCUGGCAGUCCCAGUCAAUGCGCUUCGCCCCUUACCGGCCCCCGGACAUCUCCCUCAAGCCCCUGCUCUUCGAGGUGCCCAGCAUCACCAUGGACUCGGUCUUCACCGGCCGCGACUGGCUCUUCCAGGAGAUCGACGCCCAGCUGCACAGCUCCAACCCCAGCACCAACCGGGGCGUGGUGGUGGUGGGCAACAUCGGCUACGGCAAGACGGCCAUCGUCUCACGCCUGGUGGCGCUCAGCUGCCACGGCACCCGCAUGCGGCAGAUCGCCUCCGACAGCCCCCACGCCUCGCCCAAACACGCGGAGGGCUUGCCCCUCAGCCAGCCCCAGCCCUCCCACGGCACCCUGGGCGGGGGCAGCUGUCCCGGGACGCCCGAGAUGCGGCGGCGGCAGGAGGAAGCCAUGAGAAGGCUGGCGUCUCAGGUGGUGGCCUACCACUACUGCCAGGCGGACAACGCCUACACCUGCCUGGUGCCGGAGUUUGUGCACAACGUGGCGGCGCUGCUGUGCCGCUCGCCGCAGCUCGUGGCGUACCGCGAGCAGCUGCUGCGGGAGCCGCACCUGCAGAGCGUGCUCAGCCUGCGCUCCUGCGUGCAGGACCCCCUGGCCUCCUUCCGGAGGGGCGUGCUGGAGCCCCUGGACACGCUCUACAAAGAGAGGAAGAUCACCACCGACGAGGACCUCAUCAUCCUCAUCGACGGGCUGAACGAGGCGGAGUUCCACAAGCCCGACUACGGAGACACCAUCGUCUCCUUCCUGAACAAAACCGUCGGCAGGUUCCCGGCCUGGCUGAAGCUGGUGGUGACAGUGAGGAGCUCUCUGCAGGAGAUCACCAAGCUCCUCCCGUUCCACCACAUCUCCCUGGACCGGCUGGAGGAGAACGAGUCCAUCGACCAGGAUCUGCAGGGCUACAUCCUGCACCGUAUCCACAGCAGCCCCGAGAUCCAGAACAACAUCUCGCUCAACGGCAAGAUGGACAACACGUCCUUCGGCAAGCUGAGCACCCACCUGAAGGCCCUCAGCCAGGGCUCCUACCUGUACCUCAAGCUGACCUUCGACCUCAUCGAGAAGGGCUACCUGGUGCUGAAGAGCUCCAGCUACAAGGUGGUGCCGGUCAACCUGGCGGAGGUCUACCUGCUGCAGUGCAACAUGCGCUUCCCGACGCAGUCGUCCUUCGAGCGGGCCCUGCCGCUGCUCAACGUGGCCGUGGCCUCGCUGCACCCGCUGACGGACGAGCAGAUCUACCAGGCCAUCAACGCCGGCUCCGUGCAGGGCACGCUGGAGUGGGACGACUUCCAGCAGCGCGUGGAGAACCUGUCCAUGUUCCUGGUGAAGCGGCGCGACGGCACACGCAUGUUCGUGCACCCCUCCUUCCGGGAGUGGCUCAUCUGGAGAGAGGAGGGCGAGAAGACCAAGUUCCUCUGUGACCCCAGGAGUGGCCACACGCUCCUGGCCUUCUGGUUCUCCCGGCAGGACGGCAAGCUGAACCGGCAGCAGACCAUCGAGCUGGGCCACCACAUCCUCAAAGCACACAUCUUCAAGGGCCUGAGCAAGAAGGUUGGGGUUUCCUCGUCCGUCCUGCAGGGGCUGUGGGUGUCAUACAGCACAGAGGGACUCUCCACCGCGCUGGCGUCCCUGAGGAACCUCUACACACCCAACAUCAAGGUGAGCAGGCUGCUGAUCCUGGGCGGGGCCAACGUGAACUACCGCACGGAGGUGCUGAACAAUGCUCCCAUCCUGUGCGUCCACGCCCACCUGGGCUACAUGGAGACGGUGGCCCUCCUGCUGGAGUUCGGGGCCUCCGUGGACACGGCCUCUGAGACCGGCCUCACCCCGCUGGGCUACGCGGCCGCCUCGGGCCAUCUGUCCAUCGUCACCACGCUGUGCCAUAAGAGGGCAAAGGUGGAUCAUCUGGAUAAGAACGGCCAGUGCGCCCUGGUGCACGCGGCCCUGCGGGGCCACCUGGAGGUGGUGAAGUUCCUCAUCCAGUGUGACUGGACCAUGGGCGGCCAGCAGCAGGGCGUCUUCAGCAAGAGCCACGCUGUCCAGCAGGCCCUCAUCGCCGCCGCCAGCAUGGGCUACACUGAGAUUGUCUCGUACCUGCUGGACCUCCCCGAGAAGGACGAGGAGGAGGUGGAGCGCGCCCAGAUCAACAGCUUCGACACGCUGUGGGGGGAGACAGCACUGACGGCGGCGGCAGGGCGGGGGAAGCUGGACGUGUGCAGGCUGCUGCUGGAGCAGGGGGCGGCCGUGGCCCAGCCCAACCGGCGCGGCAUCGUGCCCCUCUUCAGUGCCGUGCGGCAGGGGCACUGGCAGAUUGUGGACCUGCUACUGACUCACGGGGCAGACGUCAACAUGGCAGACAAGCAGGGCCGCACCCCACUGAUGAUGGCAGCGUCUGAGGGGCACCUUGGCACAGUGGAGUUCCUGCUGGCACAAGGUGCAUCUCUGGCUCUGAUGGACAAGGAGGGGUUGACGGCGCUCAGCUGGGCGUGUCUGAAAGGCCACCUGCCGGUGGUGCGGUCCCUGGUGGAGAGGGGCGCGGCCACCGACCAUGCCGACAAGAACGGCCGCACGCCUCUGGACCUGGCCGCUUUCUACGGGGACGCAGAGGUGGUCCAGUUCCUGGUGGACCACGGGGCGAUGAUCGAGCAUGUGGACUACAGUGGCAUGCGGCCACUGGACCGGGCGGUGGGCUGCCGCAACACCUCGGUGGUGGUGGCCCUGCUGAAGAAAGGAGCCAAGAUAGGUCCGGCAACGUGGGCGAUGGCCACCUCCAAACCAGACAUCAUGAUUAUCCUCCUGAGCAAGCUGAUCGAGGAAGGGGACAGCUUCUAUAAGAAGGGGAAGGUGAAGGAAGCCGCCCAGCGCUACCAGUACGCCCUAAAGAAGUUCCCGCGGGAGGGCUUCAGCGAGGACCUCAAGACCUUCCGUGAGCUCAAGGUCUCCCUGCUGCUCAACCUGUCCCGCUGCCGGAGGAAAAUGAACGACUUUGGAAUGGCUGAGGAGUUUGCCACCAAGGCUCUAGAGUUGAAACCAAAAUCAUACGAGGCCUAUUACGCCAGAGCCCGCGCCAAGCGCAGCAGCAGGCAGUUCCCCGCAGCCCUGGAGGACCUGAAUGAAGCCAUCAAGCAGUGCCCCAACAAUCGGGAGAUCCAGCGCCUGCUGCUGAGGGUGGAGGAGGAGUGUCGGCAGGUCAGCCAGCAGCAGCAGGAGCUGGAGCCUCCCCCUCCUCCCCCCGAGGAGGAGGAGCUGCCCCCUCCCGAGCCCCGCCUGGACGACAUGGAGCCCGUGCAGGACCUGUUCGAGGACGAGGACUACCUGGAGCAGGACAUGGAGGGCAUGUCCAUCGGCCUCCCUCCCGAGGCCCUCCCCAACCCUGCCAGCCUGCCCAUCAUCCAGAGCCCGCCCCCCUCUCCGGGCCACCACGACCCGGCGUACCUCUCCGGAGGCUCGCCGCUGGGCCAGGCCUUCGACUUCCGCCCCAGCCCGCCCUCCAUGUCUUCGCCCACCAGGCAGAGCUACCAGUCCACCUCGCCCUCGCUCUCCCCCACACACCAGAACUCCCACUUCCGGCCCAGCCCGCCACACACCUCCCCCGCCCACCAGGUGUCCUCCUACCGCUUCAGCCCGCCGCCUCUGGGCACGGAUUACCAGAGCCCCCCGCCCUCCCCGCUGCGCAGGGCGCCUCAGUACAGGGCCAGCCCCCCCACCGAGAGCGUGGGCCUGUACCGGUCCCAGUCGGGCUCCCCGGGCCGCUACCAGCAGGAGCCGCUCCCGGCCCGGCCCAAGUCCCCCCUGUCCAAAAUGAGCAGCCAGCGCUCCUUCCAACUGACCUCCCAGCCCUCCCAGUCCUCCCAGCUGGUGCCCCAGCAGGGCCUCCGGCUGCAACCCUCCAAGGCCCACAUCGUCCGCACCAACCAGCCCGGCGCCGUCCUGGGCAGCAGCGCCUACGGCCAGAUCUCCCAGUCCAUGAGCGGCCGCUACCCGGGCGCGGCGGUGGAGAUGGAGGGCAGCCGGCUGGUGUACCAGCCCUCCCUGGACGGCCGGCCCAUGGCGCAGGUGCAGGCCAGCCUGAGCUCGGGGGCGCUGUACCAGCACGGGGGCCGGGGCGGGUGCGUGGAGCCGGGCCUGGUGAAGGACGAGCUCCCGCAGCGGCCGUCCUCGGCGUACCGGCCCGGCGGCGGGGCGGGCCGCUACGGCCAGACGCCCCAGAUCAGCCGCAGCCAGUCGGCCGCCUACUACCCCGUCUCCAAGCACGAGCUGGAGCACGCCGCCGCCGGCCUGCCCCAGUGCCACAUGGGCUCCCCGGAGAACCCGCACAUGGCGCGCCGGCCCAUCAGCGCCAACACGCCCGAGAUCAAGCAGCACCCGCCCACCCCGCGGCCCCUCAUCCACUCCCAGAGCGUGGGCCUGCGCUUCUCCCCAUCCAGCAACAGCCUGUCGGUGGGCUCCGCCUGCAACCUGGCCCCGGGCUUCCGGCCCUCCGCCUCCGUCCAGCAGAUGGAGAUCCCCCUGAAGCCGUCCUACGAGAGCUACUGCGACGACCUCUCGCCCGUGUCCCCGUCUCAGGGGGCCGGCGGUGGCGGGGCGUACCCGGGCGAGGCCACCCGCUCCCGGACCACGCCCUUCAUGGGCAUCAUCGACAAGACGGCGCGGACUCAGCAGUACCUACAGCAGCCGGUGCGGCCCUGGGCCGUGUCCUCCCUGGACAUGGUGGUGACCAGCCCCACCUCCCCGGGGAACCUGGCUCAGCAGGGCGGCAGCGCCUCCUAUAGCCCGCCCGCCUCCAUGACCAACAUCGCCUACUACAACAAGACCAACAACGCCCAGAACGGGCACCUGCUGGAGGACGACUACUACCUGCAGGCAGGUGACAUCCUGGAGCGGGUGAGCCAGGCGCCCACAUACCCCGACGUCAAGGUGGCGCGGACGCUGCCGGUGGCGCAGGUCUACCAGGACAGCGUGUACCGGCAGCUGUCCCGCGACUCCCGCCAGGGGCCCACCUCGCCCAUCAAACCAAAGAGACCCUUCGUGGAGUCGAAUGUGUGAGAGGACUCAGGGCAGAGGGGUGAGAUGGGGGGAGAGGGGGGGGAAGAGAGGGAGGCUCCCGAUCAAAGAGGGGGAAACUGAGUGUACCCAGAGGAGGCCAGCUGAUCACUAUCGAGUACUGCUGCAGUGGUAGUUUCCUCACCGAUAGGCAUACACACAUGCAAAAUACUCACACAGGCAGAGCCCUCGCAUACAGCACAGUCUUGCUUUGCCCAAAUCCUCUCUGUUUCUGGUUAACAUCCCCAUUCAUUAAGGGAUUCUGUGGAAAUGUACAGUAUACGAACACCCCCUGAAUGAGGAAUGAGCUAGACUUUAAAGUGUACUUCUUAGAGAUUGGGGGCCGGGGGGGGGGUUUAUUUUAGUGUUCAGGACAAAAGCAUUUUUUUUAACAUUGCUCUGUGCUGCUGUUAACGACAGGAAGCACUGCGUUACACAUCAUUCAAUCUCUGCACACAAAAUAGCUGGCGAUGCCCGGGGGGUUUCUAUAGCAACCGCAAGAGCAACAAUAAGCGUGGUGCCGAGAGCCUGCGCUGAUGCCGCUGAUCCGGUGUUCCAGAAGCCUCCGUACCCCCCCUGGGGGCUGCGAGCCCUCAUCCGCUCCCCUCCCCUCCCCCCGCGAGCCUGUGCUGGGGGUCUCCAGAGUGCGGCCAGAGCCCCUGCACUUACCUGUGUACGGAAGACGAACUCAACCUGCUUUUCGGUCCUUAAAAAAAAAAAACAGAAUCAUGUGUUCUAAACUGAGAUUGCUAUGUUCUGUACUGUAAGAGAUUGCUAUGUUCUAUACUGUAAAUGUAACAAUAAAGAUUACUCGA